Drosophila persimilis is the source of this 1816-nucleotide messenger RNA. RefSeq names its product solute carrier family 17 member 9 (gene MFS18). Gene Ontology annotation, molecular function: transmembrane transporter activity. NCBI's taxonomy places the organism in Eukaryota, Metazoa, Arthropoda, Insecta, Diptera, Drosophilidae. The coding region runs from base 351 to 1667 and encodes 438 amino acids. The record is from RefSeq and is a predicted model, not a curated record. The transcript is spliced from 3 exons. Gene Ontology annotation, biological process: transmembrane transport.
UUUGCAGCAAACUAAAUAUAUGGCUGGAGUUAGAAACUACGGAGAAGCGUAGUGCAUUGACUGGUCGGCUAGACUUUGCCAGAACUAUUUCCCAUUUCUAUCGCUUGCUUUGCUGCUGCGUGAAAAACAGCCACGUAAAAGCGCAGCUACGCACAGCCCCAUUCUACGAAAAUAUAAAAAGUGUUACCCGAAACUGAAUGAAUGUAAACAACAGAGCGCGCGCCCCAAUAUCGGAACAUGCCACAGCGCCAAGCGACACAGCAGUUGGCAGGUGAAAUGUGUGACGUGAAAAGCCAGAAAGAGCACUUGGAAUAGGAACAACACACAGCACAAACCGUUUAUUAAACACCAUGGAUGAAAAACUAAAGUAUUCGCUGCUGCGUGGUGAGCUGGUGGACACGCAAAGCAUAUGGACAAGGCACGAGAAACGCGUAUGGUUCAUCACACUGAUAACAGGCACAUGUAUGCUUUACUCGACACGGACGACUAUGCCAUUGCUGGUGCCAGCGGUGGCCGCCGCACAAAAGUGGAGUAAAACCGAUUCGGGCACCGUCCUCAGUUCGUUCUUUUGGGGCUACACUCUGACGCAGGUGGUGGGCGGUUACUUUAGCGAUCGAUUCGGUGGCCAAAGGGUUAUACUGAUUGCAGCCAUUGGCUGGUCGCUCAUCACAUUCCUGAUGCCCACGAUCAUCUGGUCGGCGGGGUCGAUCAAGAGCUAUGCCAUUCCUUUUAUUGUGGCUAUACGCAUACUGAACGGAGCCUUUCAGGGCGUCCACUUUCCCAGCAUGAUAAGCCUUACCAGCCAGAACCUCUGCCCGAACGAGCGCAGCAGCUUCUUUGGCCUGCUGACUGCCGGCUCUGCACUGGGCACCUUACUCACGGGCAUUAUGGGGUCCUUUCUGCUCGAUUACUUUGGCUGGUCGUAUGUGUUCCGUGUGAUUGGCCUGAUGGGAUUUGCUUGGGCGUUGGUGUUGCGCUACUAUGCCAUGGCCGGAGAGCGGAAUCGAAUCAUCAACAUUGCCACACCCUCGCGUCUGUCCGCAAAUAGGACGCCGGCGGAGACUACUGUACCCUGGCUGCGCUACUUCAGUCGCCUGUCCUUUUGGGCCUGUGUUCUGACGCAUGCCUGUGAGAUGAAUUGCUUCUUUGUGCUGCUCUCGUGGCUGCCCACCUACUUCCACGAUGGCUUCCCGCACGCCAAGGGUUGGGUGGUUAACAUGAUACCUUGGCUGGCCCUGCCGCCGUGCACAUUGUUCGCCAAAUAUUUGACUACGCGACUGCUAGCUCGCGACUGGCACACAACUACGGUGAGAAAGUUCAUCCAGAGUUGUUGUUUUGCCGCCCAGAAUCUGGCCCUGUUUGUGAUGAGCCGUACGUCUGAUUUCCACACGGCUUUGAUUUGCAUGACCAUCAUCAUUGGCGGCACGGGCUUCCACAACAAUGCUGUAACUGUGAAUCCGCAGGAUCUGGCUCCGCUCCACUCGGGCAGUGUCUUUGGCCUCAUGAACACGGUGGGAGCUAUUCCCGGCUUUCUCGGCGUCUAUCUAGCGGGUCACAUACUGGAGCUGACCCAGAGCUGGCCGAUGGUUUUCAGCGCAGCGGCAGGCAUUAAUCUAGUGGGUUGGAUAAUAUUCCUGGUCUUCGGCUCGGCGGAGGCCAUUGUUUAAUUGUGCAAGAGAAUGCUCUUCGACAUUUUCCCGGUCAGGAAAGAACGUGUUUAUUUAUGUAUUUGUAUGAUAUAUAUAUAAGGCCCAUUAGUCUUAAGUAGCGAAAUCCUACGGCUCCUGGCGUGAUAAAAUAUAUAUGUAUAUUUCAA